Hyalella azteca is the source of this 964-nucleotide messenger RNA. RefSeq names its product glutathione S-transferase Mu 1. The record is from RefSeq and is a predicted model, not a curated record. Gene Ontology annotation, biological process: glutathione metabolic process. Gene Ontology annotation, molecular function: glutathione transferase activity. Bases 114 to 785 code for a protein of 223 amino acids. The transcript has 5 exons. Lineage: Eukaryota; Metazoa; Arthropoda; Malacostraca; Amphipoda; Hyalellidae.
GCCGUGGCAACCUGCUGGCAGUCUGGUGGUUGCUCUCUGUCAGGAAGGAGGUGCUCUGUACUUCGCUGUUCCAUCUCUGUUAUUUUCAACGAUAAAGAAGCUCAUUCAACACCAUGCCUGUUCUGGGUUAUUGGAGCGUCCGCGGGCUAGCAGAACCCAUCCGCACGUUGCUCGCUCACACCGGAACGGAGUACGAGAACAAGACGUACGAUAUGGGCCCAGCCCCCACCUACGACCGGUCGCAGUGGCUGAACGUUAAACCUACCAUCGACCUCGAUCUUCCUAACUUGCCGUACUACAUGGACGGCGACGUGAAACUGACUGAGAGCAGCGCCAUCAUCCGCCAUCUUGGCCGCAAGACGGGACUGGCGGGCGCCACGGAGCAGGAGAAGAUGCGCAUCGACGUCGCUGAGAGCCUCUACGCCGACCAGACCGGGAGUUUCGUCAGGCUCAUUAUCAGCCCCAACUAUGAGAGCGACAAAAUACCGUUCGAAGCUGACAUCAAGGAUAAGCUGCAGAAGUUCGCCACGCUCCUGGGGUCCAGCAAGUACAUAGCAGGAGAAGAGAUCUCAUACGCGGAUUUCCUAAUCCUGGAGCUGCUGGACCGCUACGAGAGCUUCUCCCCCAGCGCGCUGGCCGCGUUCCCCACCCUGAAGGCCCUUCAGACUCGCCUGCUUGACCUGCCAGGGGUGAAGGCGCGCCGCGACUCUCCGGAGUUCAAGAAAAUCAGCACAAGAUUAUUUGGCAGGAUGCACAAAUUUGGCCACGGGGAAGAAUCCUAUUAAGUUUAAAUGAGCGUAUGUUAUCGUACGGGUAACACUUAUACAGUUUUUUCUCCGCUAUCUUUUAGCUGAGGGUGAGCGAAUGUUGGUGGUUAUGGUUAGGGUCAAAAUUUUCUACCAACUUUUAUGUUCUAAUUUGAUCUGUUUGCUGAUACAAAUAAAACUAAUCUAAUAAGGUUGAA